Pogoniulus pusillus (Red-fronted tinkerbird) is the source of this 3154-nucleotide messenger RNA. RefSeq names its product leucine rich repeat and sterile alpha motif containing 1 (gene LRSAM1). Bases 549 to 2735 code for a protein of 728 amino acids. NCBI's taxonomy places the organism in Eukaryota, Metazoa, Chordata, Aves, Piciformes, Lybiidae. Gene Ontology annotation, biological process: signal transduction. Gene Ontology annotation, molecular function: protein binding. The transcript has 26 exons. The record is from RefSeq and is a predicted model, not a curated record.
AUGGUCGAGCCAGGCGCUCUAGCCCGCCGUCUCGCUGUCCCCGGAGGUGGGGCUGUGCCCCCUGGCGGAGGCGGACGGGGAGGUGUCGCGUCAUGGCGGCGGGGAGCGGUGUCGCGGCCGGUGGUGACAGAGCAGCUGCGUUCUGGCCGAUAAAAGAGUAACGAAGAGGAGGACGGAGAGAGAGAGCCUUUGGAGGCUGCCUGGCACCUGGGCGGGGGACGCUGCAGGGAACCCCUCAGGAGAAGAGGAAGAGAAUAGUGGCAGUGAGGGAGAGGAAGGACUGAGAGGCAGAGCUGGAGCUGGUGAAGAAGAGAGAUUUGUUUCGGGCGUUGCCAGGGCAGGUCCUUGCCAGCAGCGAGCAGCGGCAGAGCCUGGUUAUUGCGGGGGGGGUGGUACAGCUCUCACGGCCGCUCUGCAGCACCAAGAGCAAAGGAGCUGGGGGAAAGAAGCAGAGCCCUGCAGCCCAGGCUCCCCAGCAGCUCCCUGCUGCAGGAGCUCUGUGCCCAUACCCUGAUCCUGGGUGCCACUGAGCUCUGGUCAGGGCUGAGAUGCCUCUCUUCUCCCGCAAGAAGAAGCCCAGCGAGGAUGCUCGGAAGCGCCUCGAGUACCAGAUGUGCCUGGCUAAGGCAGCUGGUGCUGAUGAUGUUCUGGACAUAUCCAAGUGUGAGCUCUCAGAGGUUCCUUAUGGGGCCUUUGCAACCUGCAAAGUCUUGCAGAAGAAGGUGCUGAUUCUUCAUACAAAUAACCUGACCUCUUUAGUGCCCAAGUCCUGCAGCCUGCUGAGUCUCAUCACUCUGAAGGUUCUAGACCUGCAUGACAACCAGCUGGCAUCGCUCCCUGCCGACAUUGGCCAGCUGGCAGCUCUUCAGGUCCUAAACCUUGAAGGGAAUCUUUUAGCAUCCCUCCCAGCAUCCAUAGGAGACCUUGCCCAGCUCCAGCUGCUCAACGUGAAAGGGAACGGGCUGAGGGAGCUGCCUGGCACCGUGAGCGGCUGGCGCAGCCUGCGCGCCCUGGACGUCAGCGGGAACGCGGUGCGGGCACUGCCGCGGCAGCUGGCACACCUCCGCACGCUGCAGACGCUGACCCUGGACGCUGCUUCCAUGACCUACCCUGCGCCCGAGAUCUGCAGUGCAGGCACCGAGGCCAUCCAGCAGUUCCUCUGCAGAGAGUGUGGCAUUGUCUACUACCCCCCCUCACAGUACCUGCUGCCUGCACAGGAGGCUGAUGGAGGAGGAACCUCUGUGGAUGAGGUGGACAAGACAGUGCAGAAGUACUUGGAGGAGGAGAGCCAGUGGCAGGACAGAUUCUUGGAUUAUGAGAAGAGGAAGGAAAAGAAGCUGCAGGAGAAGCUGGAGUUCGAGCGACGCCUGGACAUGGGGCAGAGGGAGCACGCCCUGCUCCUUCAGCAGCUCAGCAGCCAGAAGGAUGAGAUCCUGCAGACAGUCAGAGAGGACCAGCUGAAGCUGGAGGAGGGCCUGACAAGGCACCAGCGCUGCUUGGAGGAGGAGCGCCUGAAGCUGCUGCAGCAGUUGAAGCAGGCAGAGCAAGGCAUCACCAGCAGGAUCCAGAAGCUGCUAGAAGACAACCAGAGGCAAAAACAGAGUUCAGACAUUCUGAAAUCCCUGGAGGAUGAGAGGAUGCGCAUGGAGCAGCUGAUGGCGAUCACGCAGGAGGAGGCCGAGCAGCUGCGCAGGAGGGAGGUGGCAGCUGCCAUGCAGCAGAUGCUGGCUGAGAGCUACAAGAACAAGCUCCUGCAGAUGUCCUACGAGUCCCGGCGGCAAGACCUCGUCAGCCAGGCCUGCUCCAGCCUGGCUGAGAUGGACCAGAAGUUCCAGCAAAUCCUGGCCUGGCAGCAGCUGGAUCAGAACAAAGCUGUGGGUCAGAUCCUGCAGCAGAUCGAGAUGCAGAAAGCUGCCUUUGAAGCUCUCCAGGUGAAGAAGGAUCUUAUGCACAGGCAGAUCAGGAACCAGAUUAAAUUAAUAGAAACAGAGUUAUUGCAGCUGACACAGCUGGAGUUAAAGAGGCGAGAACUGGACACAGAGACGCUGCAGGAGCUGAUCUCGGAGCAGCGCCACGCACUGGGCUGCCUGCUGCAGCAGCUGCUCAAAGACAAGAAGCAAAGGGAGGAGGAACUGCAGCAAAUGCUGCUGGAAAUGGAGGCGAAGAGCGAGACGAGGCAGGAGAACUUCUGGCUGAUCCAGUACCAGCGCCUGCUCCGCCAGAAGCCCCUGUCCCUCAGGCUCCAGGAGGAGGGCCUGGAGCAGCAGCUGGUGGCCCUGCUGCUGGAGCUGUCUGCUGAGCAGUACGUGCCAGUCUUUGCCCACCACCGGCUGUCCCUGCAGGCGCUCAGCACCAUGACUGCCAGUGACCUGGAAAAGAUCGGCGUGGCAGAGGCUGGCCUGCAGCAUGCCAUCCUCAGGCGAGCCCAGAAGAUCCUGGCUGUGGCCAGCACCAUCCCAGAGCUGCUCAGGACGGAGGACGCCGAGGCCCCUGCAGCUCCAGAGCCCAGCGCCCCCCUGGAGGAGCCUCCCAGCCCUGUGGUUCCCACGGCCCCCCCGCUGCGGUGGGACGAGAAGAAGGCAGAGUGUGUGGUCUGCAUGGAGCAGGAGCCCCAGAUGAUUUUCCUGCCCUGUGGCCACGUCUGCUGCUGCCAGACCUGCUGCGAGCGGCUGCAGACCUGUCCCCUGUGCCGCAAGGACAUCGCACAGCGCAUCCGCAUCUUCCACAGCAGCUAGGCUGGGGGUCAGGCUGCCAGCGGCGCCUCCGCCGCCCCGGACGGGGCCACCUCCCUCUUCUGCUCCCUCUCAGCACCGACGACACUCGCAGAGCAUGCCCAGCACUGCCCUCCCCGUGCACCGCCGCACCCAGGAGUCUCGGCAGCCUCCGCGUCCCCUCCUCCUGCCUGCCUGCCCAGCAUCCUCUCGCCCGGGAACGGUGGGUGCUGCAACUGCCUGCACCCGGGGCCCCUCCUCUCUGGGUGAUGUCUGUGCCUCCGGAAAUGCCCUUGCUGAGCAGCUGGCACUUGGUGCCAUCUCUGAAGCCACCGUGACCUUGCGGCUCUCUCGCUGUGGCCUGGGCACUGUCAUGCUCCUGCAUGGCCCCCGGGUGGGAGAAUCUCCCGUGGGGGCACUGGGCUAGGGGUGUGCAAUGCUCU